ACUUCCAUUUUUUCUCUCUCUAAAAAACUCUCAACCGUUUCUCUCUCCUUCUGUUACUUUCCAUACAGCUUAGGGUUUCUUUUCCUUUACUUCAAGAUCUCUCUGAAAAGUUGGUGAGUUCAUCACAUUUGUGAUGAAGAUUUAAAGGGAUCGAUGAUUUAAUGGUGGAUAGAAUCGAUGGUUGCAUUUCUAUACCUGGUUCUACCCUGAUUGAUGAGAGAGAUGAUGACUAUGAGCGAGGCUAAAGUGGACUGCAUAUGAUGAUCUGAUUUUUAAAUGAAUCAUCUAGUCGUUUUUAUUUGUUUUUUUCCGUGGAUAAAUGCGCCUUUUUAUGCAUUUUAUACGUAUGGGUUGAAUUGAAAAGCUGAAUUUUGUUGCUGCUUUUGAGGUGCGUUUAGAAGAUGGCUAUUGCUGGUCUACACAAUGUUUCUGUGCUGGAAUCGUCCUUCCUUAGGGACUCUCAAGCUCAACCUCCUCAGCAAAUAAGUGAGGAAGGGACGAGGGUAAGCACCCGGGCAUCCUCGAUUCUCCAAAUGUGGAGAGAGCUGGAGGAUGAACAUGUGGUGAGUCGUGGGCACGGGAGAGUGAGGGAGAGGGAGAGGUUGUUCCAACCAAGGGAUGACGGUUCUAUUGCCGACUUCUCAAGGUCAGACACUUUCGGAAGCCGUGCGAGCGAACGUAGUGGUGAUUCGGAGGAUGCAAGUGUGGGUGAGCAUGACUGCAGCGUGUGGUCUGAAGGUCAAACUGGAUCACAGAAUGAUCCUGAUGUUUUCAGUACUUAUAACAGUGAGAAUUCUUCUGAUUUUGGUGAGGUUGAGAGGGGCAGGGUGAGACAAAUUUUCCGAGAAUGGAUGGCUAGUGGUGGAGGGGAGUGUACAUCUAAUAUUUCUCAUAACAACAACAGUUCAAGAGCAGAGUGGCAUGGUGAAACUGAACAGGAGAGGGCAAGAGUUAUGAGGGAGUGGGUACAAAUAAACAGUCAGCGGAGAGGUACCUGUGGUGGCGGUAGAGAAAAUCAACCUGCCGAAUUUGGUAGUCAAGUUGAACAAGUUCGGGAUGGACCACUUAACCAGAAUGAAGGUCAGAAUCAACUUCUCCGGAGGGGAAUCCGUAGAUUGUGUGGUAGGCAGGCUCUGCUUGAUAUGGUAAAGAGGGCCGAAAUGGAAAGAAAACUGGAACUUCAAGGAUUGAUGGAGUACAGAGCCGUAACGAAUUUCCCUCAUCGCAACCGCAUUCAGUCAUUACUUAGAGGUUGGUUCCUGCGACAUGGAAGAUCAGUUGAAAAUAAGAAACCAUCUUCUGUGGCUGAAAGUGAAUUGGGUUUAUUGAGGCAAAGAAGUACAGUCUCUGGUCUGAGGGAAGGAUUUUUCUCCAGAUGUAAUUCUGUUUGUGGUCAAGCAAGCAGCAGCCUCUCUGAUACAUGCAAAGAUGACAAUAAUUCAAAUGGAGAUGAACAAGCACAAGGAAACAACUCAUAUGAGGUCAUAAAUGAUUUUUGUGAACAGUCAGAACUUAGUUCUGAAGGAAGUGAUGACCAAGAACAUGACAGCCACAGGAUAUCUGAUGCUAGGGUUGAGUCAGGUGACAAUGCUGUUGAAGACAUAGAUUCACGAGAAUCUAAUGUUCAUGUAGUAGAAGGAUGGCGGGAACAAGUCCCAGAUAAUGUUGUAAGAGACUGGCAACGGUCAACCAGUGUUGAAUUUGUCGAAAGAAGAGAUAGAGGCGAACAAAACUUUGACACAGACUUGCAGGAAAACACGGACUCAAACUCACAGGAUAAUACUGCUAACGAAUGGGCCCGAAAUACCUUGCAAGUUAGCGCUGGGGAACGUACGAGGGAUAUACAAGAAGCUGGUGACAUAGCCAAUCAUCAAUCGGAGCCAAGUAGGGAGCCAAAUGAGUUCCCUGGUUUAUCUGGUGUUAUGCAUAAUUCUGAAGGCAACACAGACACUGUUGAUGAUGUAAACAGGCCAGAAUCUACUUCUGAAAACGAGGAGAGAGACUGGGAACCAGAUGUUGCUGAAUUCACUGAAUGGAGAGAAAGCCCUGUCGAAAAUACGGUUGAAAAUCAGCAACAAACUACUGAAGUUGGUUGGUCCAUGGGAAAUGAGGACAGGGAAAACAGUCAAUUAGAAGAAGCUCCUGAGGAGUGGCAUGGGGAAGGUGGUUUCCAAGAGGCUGUUCAAAGUUGGCUAGUAGGGCCAUCUGAUCAUGAAGCUGUUCCAGCAGGGCGGGUUGAUACAUAUUAUUUUCCCGAUGAUGAUAAUGUUUAUGGCAUGGAACUCAGGGAACUAUUAAGCAGAAGAAGAGUCUCUAAUCUGCUCCACAGUGGCUUCCGUGAGAGUCUUGACCAAUUAAUACAAUCCUAUGUGGAGAGGCAAGGUCAUGCUGCCAUGGACUGGGAGCUGCAUGGUUCACAUUCCCCUGGAUCUGUAGAGCAAGAUCUGGAGCAGGCGAGUGCGAAUCAGAGUGAAACUCAGGGGGAUGACGUUGUCAGAUCUUCUGUUGCUCUACCUUCUCAGCCAUUACCUUCUCCCCCAAUUUGGGAGCAAGAGUCACACCAUGAUAAUUGGACACAGCAUGACAUGCAUCAACGAUUGGGAAUUGAGUGGGAGAUCAUCAAUGAUAUGAGGAUCGACAUGGCUAGGCUUCAACAAAGGAUGAAUAACUUACAGAGGAUGAUGGAAACCUGCAUGGAUAUGCAACUUGAAUUGCAACGCUCAAUUAGACAAGAAGUCUCAGCUGCCCUAAACAGAACGUCUGGUUGCCAAGGGGUAUGCGAGGUUGGCUUGCCGAGUGAUGACUCGAAGUGGGAUCAUGUAAGAAAAGGGAUUUGCUGUAUAUGUUGUGAUAGCAAUAUUGAUUCUUUACUGUACAGAUGUGGGCACAUGUGCACGUGUGCAAAAUGUGCCACUGAGUUGGUUGAGAGUAGAGGAAAGUGUCCAAUGUGCCGAGCACCGGUAAUUGAGGUGAUCCGUGCAUACUCUAUACUAUAAUGAAAACGAAAAUACUAAAAAGGAAAAAGGAUAUAAGGAGAAAAGUCUGAUCAUAACAGCAUAGGCUUUACAUAGUUUUGUGAUUUGGGGUUCUGGUUUCAGAUGUAUAAUGAGUGUAUGGUUUUUAAUAACAAUGUUUUUCUUUUUCUUCGUUUCUUGACCCAAUAAAAAUACUGAGUGGAGAAAAUGCCCCUAUAUAUUAUACAUCAUUACCCUCUGGAAGGAAUUUACUUUAUAUAUAAGUAUCCCAAACUGAAAAGAGUAAAAAGGAAAAAAAAAAAUUAUAUGCAAGUAUUCAAAGGAUGUAAGCAUAUAGCUGAAUAGAAAAGGUCCAAACUCGUCUCAGCACAAAUACAAGAACAUGUGGAGAAUAUUAGAAGUGCAGAAAUUAGCCAAAUAAAGCUCAUUUAAGCACUGCAUAGA
Messenger RNA from Morus notabilis, 3419 nucleotides. RefSeq lists its product as uncharacterized. The transcript has 8 exons. Bases 402 to 2996 code for a protein of 864 amino acids. The record is from RefSeq and is a predicted model, not a curated record. Lineage: Eukaryota; Viridiplantae; Streptophyta; Magnoliopsida; Rosales; Moraceae.